GCGACGUCGGACUCCCGGGGCCCUUGCUUACGCACUUCCUCCCGGGGUCGGGGCCGAGUCGGGGUGUGGUGGGUUCGAGUCCCACCUCCCGACUCGUCUCAACCCUUGAACCCGGGGCGGGGCUCAUUCGCCAGUUAACCUCUCCGCGGCGAGGGGCAGUGGCACACCUUGAGCUUCACCAUGGAGGACUAUCUGCAGGGUUGUCGAGUUGCUCUGCAGGAGUCCCGACCCAUACAUGUUGUGCUGGGAAAUGAAGCCUGUGACUUGGACUCCAUGGUGUCAGCUCUCGCCCUGGCUUUUUAUCUGGCAAAGACAACUGAGGCUGAAGAAGUCUUUGUGCCAGUUUUAAAUAUAAAACGUUCUGAGCUACCUCUACGAGGUGACAAUGUCUUCUUCCUUCAGAAGACUCACAUUCCAGAGUCCCUCUUGAUUUUCCGGGAUGAGAUUGACCUCCAUGCAUUGCAGCAGGCUGGCCAGCUCACCCUCAUCCUUGUUGACCAUCAUGUCUUACCCAAAAGUGACGCAGCCUUAGAGGAGGCAGUAGCAGAGGUGCUAGACCAUCGGCCCAUCGAUCAGAAACACUGCCCUCCCUGCCAUGUUUCAGUUGAGCUGGUGGGGUCCUGCGCUACCCUGGUGGCCGAGAGAAUCCUGCAGGGGGCACCAGAGAUCUUGGACUGGCAAACUGCAGCCCUUCUUCAUGGAACAAUCAUCCUGGACUGUGUGAACAUGGACCCUAAAAUUGGAAAGGCAACCCUAAAGGACAACCAAUAUGUGGAGAAUCUAGAGGCCCUCUUCCCAAAUCUGCCCAAGAGAAAUGAUAUCUUUGAUUCUCUGCAAAAGGCAAAGUUUGAUGUAUCAGGACUGACCACAGAGCAGAUGCUGAGAAAGGACCAGAAGACCGUCUCCAGACAAGGCACCAAGGUGGCCAUUAGUGCAAUAUAUAUGGAUUUGGAGGCCUUUCUGCAGAGGUCUGGCCUCAUUGCAGAUCUCCAUGCCUUCUGCCAGGCUCACAGCUAUGAUGCCCUGGUCGCCAUGACUAUCUUUUUCAACACUUGCAAUGAGCCAGUGCGGCAGUUGGCAGUUUUCUGUCCCCACACAGCACUCCGAGUGACGGUCUGUGGAGUCCUAGAACGCUCCCACUCUCCGUCCCUGAAGCUGACCCCUGCCCCAAGCAUCCACCCUAACCUCCAAGCGUAUCUUCAAGGCAACACCCAGGUCUCUCGAAAGAAACUUCUGCCUCUGCUCCAGGAAGCCCUGUCAGCAUAUUUUGACUCCACAAACAUCCCUUCAGGACAGCCUGAGACAGAGGGUGUGUCCAGGGAGCAGGUAGACAAGGAAUUGGACAGGGCAGGUAACUCCCUGAUUCCUGGACUGAGUCAAGAUGAGGAGGAGCCUCCACUGCCCCCCACACCCAUGAACAGCCUGGUGGAUGAGUGCCCUCUGGAUCAGGGGCUGCCGAAAUUCUCAGCCGAGGUCAUCUUUGAAAAAUGUAGUCAGAUCUCACUGUCAGAAUCUACCACUGCCUCCCGGUCCAAGAAAUGACUGUUGGGAGGGGAGGGGGAAGUGAAAGAGGUUGCUUGAACCACCCUGAAUGCAUGUUUUGAGAUGUUUCAGCAAUUUUGUCUUCAUUGUUCCAGGAUCUGGUAUACUGUUCUCAUAAACCUAGGAGGAGAAAGAAGUAAAAGAAAGCUGAGCUGGCAUUCUCCCUUUUCCCCACAAUCUCUACCAAUCAAACAAAUUUUAUUAUUUAAUUUAAUUCCUUAAAUCUGCACUGACUCUCCUCUAUUUCAUUUGCCAGGGUCAUGAUGUGAUAACAUACACAGUUCCAGCAGAGUGGCACAGAAAGACUGUGUACCCCAAAAGUGCCCUAAGUCAGGCUUUUUAACAGAACCAGUAUUUCUUAUGGAACCAAACAUUCAUUGUCUCCAGUGUUCAUUUAUUCUCUUAUUAAUUCAAGUAUUUAUUGAACACAGUACCUACUUUUAGCUUCUUCCAGUUUUUAGCCUUUAGUUGAUUUUCACCUCCAUGACUCCUCUUUCUGCCGCCAAUUAGGUGAUGGUGUCUCAUUCCCAGUUUGCUAAAUUUCUACUCUGAGCUUAUUGUGACUGUUUCGGGAUUGUUUGGGAGCAGAUUGGAGGCCAUUAUCUUCUGUCCUGAUCGGCUGGCCUGACUCUCAGUUUCUUUGGAUCCCUCUGACUCAGAGCCACAGGCACCCUGAAGAGACCCAGAAGACCCCCCCCCCCGGUUCUUGAGAGUUCAGGAGACACCUGGGAAAGCCUUAAGACCUCAUGGGCACUCUUCGCAAAAGACAGUAGAACUACAAUGAGACCCCUGGCUCUGUCGAUUUCUUAUCCAUCUGAUUUUCUCCUUGGGCAUAGUAGAAAGAAACACGAAGUUCAUACCGACUGCCAUCAACUGUGUGUCUUUUGUCCAGACACUCACUCCUCUAGAUCUCAUUUCCCCGUCUGCAAAACUGAUGUUCCCUGGUUUCUGUGAUCUGCCUGUUGCCACACCGUCCUUUCUUGCCUCGCUUCUCUGUUUUUUUGUUUGUUUCUUUUUCCCUGGGAAUGCUCAGGGUCACUGAAUUGUCUGUUUAUUUGUGAUUGUACCAAGGUACUCAGCCUCAUGUAGCAUGUACAGGGGUAUGAUUCAUACCAUAGUGACCCAGCAAAGAGCUCCCUUCCACUGACUUGUUCUGCAUGUGUAGAGUCUCCCUUUUCUCUUCAGACCAACCUGUUCCCCCUUUUCCUACCCCACAGCUCUGCUCCCUGUAAGUUUUCAACAGUUUCGCUGAACAGUGGGGUAUGUGAUGGUUUUGGCAUGAUGUCUUCAUAUGAGGGAAACUGACUUCACUUUGAGGGGAUGUUUGUAGCCAUUGGAAGGUAAAAUAGUGGCGUGAUUACUGAACCAAAGGAAUUUAUGUUUUGUAACUUGGGUACUUUUAUUUUGCAUUUUGUUAAAGUAUUAAAUACUUUUUUCCUGUU
Molecule: messenger RNA, 2984 nt
Organism: Globicephala melas (long-finned pilot whale)
Lineage: Eukaryota; Metazoa; Chordata; Mammalia; Artiodactyla; Delphinidae
Gene: PRUNE1
Product: prune exopolyphosphatase 1
Cellular component (GO): cytoplasm
Molecular function (GO): exopolyphosphatase activity
Source: RefSeq, a predicted model, not a curated record